GAUUUUGAAUAUAAAAAACUAUUAUUACCUUCAUUCUAGCAAUUAUUUAAAUAAAAAUGAAUUUUUAUAACAUAUUGUGCUUACUUACAACAAUUUUAAUGACGAAAGGAAUUAAUUACACUUUAUGUCAAUCAUGUGAUGAAAAAUGGAAAAAUUUUCAAACGGGCAUGGCUUCUUUUGACAUUGAAAUAGCAAAAGAUACCCUAUUGACAAAAAGUGGUUACAUAACUGAUAAUGCAGAACCUUUUACAAGUGUGUUUAAGCUAAAUGAAAAAUACAAUAAAAACAUAAAUGAUUUAUUCUUGAAAAGCGAGAAACUUUUACAUGGUACACAAAAAAUUCUUGAUGAUUAUUUUGGAAAGUAUACUAAUCAACCGAAACCAAAUACCACUAACAUAAAGGAGUUCUUAGAUGCGUCAACAGAAUGCAUACCAAGAGUAAUUCGAUGUCCAUAUGAGUCUUUGAAUAUAAAAUGUGACCCUUCCGAAAAAUAUCGUUCAUUCGAUGGAUCUUGCAACAAUUUAGGCAAACCAUAUCAAGGAGCGGCAUUUACUCAUUAUAGUCGCAUAGAUGAUUUUGUAACUUUUUAUGACGAUAAUAUAAGGGAAAUAAGAAAAUCUAUAACAGGUGAGAAUUUAAUAAGCCCUCGUAUUAUAACAAAUGAAAUUUUAUUGAAAACACAUAACACCAAACAAUGCUCAAAAGAAAUUCCGAAUAUGGGAUGGUUAUUAUUCGGGCAAGUAAUUACUCAUGAUAUUGCAGGAUCUAUAAAUAACGUUCAUGAGAAAACGGAAAGAACAAACGACCCUCCAAUAAGAUGUUGCACACAAGAUUAUAAAAAUAUCUUACCAAGCUCAAAAAUGCAUUCAAGUUGUUUACCUUUUUCAAUACCUAAUAAUGACCAAUACCAUGAAAAGACUUAUAUGGGCUGCCACAACUAUAUAAGAACGAAAACAACAUUAUCCAACAAUUGUCAAUUGGAACCUGCACAGCAAGUUACCAGAGUUUCACAUUAUCCAGAUCUUUCAGUAAUUUAUGGCAGCUCAGAAGUAAAAUCGGAGAAAUUACGAACGGGAGAACAUGGUAAACUUUUAACAAGUGAUGGAGAUUUAUUACCUAAAAGAAAUAAAUGCACUGGUGGCAAAUGCUAUUAUAGUGGAGAUUUUCGAGCCCUGCAAGUUCCACCGUUAGGUUUUCUACAUUUAAUUUUCGUUAGACUUCACAAUAUAAUUGCGGAAAAUUUGAAAAAUCAUAAGCCUAUGUGGAGUGAUGAAAAAAUAUUUCAAGAAGCACGGCGUCUAAACAUAGCUAUUUAUGAGAAUAUAAUCUACAUGGAAUAUUUGCCCAUUCUUCUAGGAGAAAAUAUAAAAAUUGAUACCGUAUAUAAUAGUUCUACAGACGGCUCAACCUCAAAUGAUUUUAAUACAGGAGCUUUUAGACAGCUUCAUUGGUUUACUCCGAAAGCUAUUGAGCUGUACAAAAACGGUUGUAAUAUCACGCAUAUUCGAAGAAAAACUAAUAAUAAAAAAUAUAUUUUCUUUGUAGAUGGAGUUUUAUCAAUACCAUACGGAAAAAUGAUUUUUGAUCCCACUGAUUAUUUCCAAGACAACCUUGAAGCAUUGCAACGAACAAUUACUGAACAACCAAUUAAUAUGGCAAAAAUUGAGGAGGAAAUCGCUAACAAGCUUUUUAAUCAAACUGAUUUAUUGUCAGUUGAUAUUCAAAGAGGACGGGAUCACGGAUUGGCGCCUUAUUGGAAAUACAGAGAAUUGUGUGGUUUUAAACCAAUUAAAUCAUUUGAAGAUUUAAGUCCAUUGAUUUCAGAAGAUGAUGUUUAUCAUUUGACCAAGAUGUAUAAAUCUCCUUAUGAUAUUGAUCUAUAUGUAGGGGGUGGCCUAGAGCAAAAGAAUUGUGACGAUAUAAUUGGUCCUACUAUGAAAUGUCUCACAAAACUACAGUUUGAACGUUUCAAAAAUGGAGAUCGUUUUUUUUAUACAAAUAAUAAUCUCUCACAUAGUUUACCAAAAAACUUAAUUGAAGCAAUAAAAAAAGUAACGUUUUCAUCAGUCCUUUGUUCAACCACAAAUAUGGCAUUUAUAUCAAAAAAUUCGUUUCUUGUACCAAGCCCAACAAAUGAAAUGCUUCCGUGCUCAAAAAUAAAUAUUCCAGAUUUUAUAGAUGAGUUGACAAAAUAACUGUUUAAAAUUUUAUUUCGAUAAAAAUUGAUAAGGAAUGAUAGUUUAUGUACAUACAAUAUUCAAAUUAUGUUAUUGAAAAUUGUAUUAUA
Condylostylus longicornis is the source of this 2287-nucleotide messenger RNA. Its product is annotated as peroxidase-like. Gene Ontology annotation, molecular function: heme binding; peroxidase activity. The record is from RefSeq and is a predicted model, not a curated record. Lineage: Eukaryota; Metazoa; Arthropoda; Insecta; Diptera; Dolichopodidae. The transcript is spliced from 10 exons. Gene Ontology annotation, biological process: response to oxidative stress. The coding region runs from base 57 to 2195 and encodes 712 amino acids.